Molecule: messenger RNA, 2184 nt
Organism: Cynara cardunculus var. scolymus (artichoke)
Lineage: Eukaryota; Viridiplantae; Streptophyta; Magnoliopsida; Asterales; Asteraceae
Product: pentatricopeptide repeat-containing protein At5g50990
Exons: 2
Coding region: 27-1655 (542 amino acids)
Biological process (GO): RNA modification
Molecular function (GO): zinc ion binding; RNA binding; protein binding
Source: RefSeq, a predicted model, not a curated record
AAGUCAUACUCUAUCCAUCAGAGAUAAUGAGGAGCGAGAUUAUUAAACGGAUUUUUUGGCCGAAGAAGCGUAUCUGUGUCUGGCCAUGGCGUUCGAACCACUCAGCAUCCAUUAUCGAAUUUCCUUCUAAAAAACCUUCAGACCACAAAUUGCUGGUGCAUUCUUUGGAAGAGUACAAAUUUUCAAGAAACUCAACAGCUGUUAUCGGAACACAUGCAAUAAUCAUUAAACUUGGUUACGAAGCAAGCCCAUCUCUCACAUCACUGCUGGUUAGAGCAUAUAUGUCUUUUAAUCAUAGUUUUGCUCGUCAAUUACUUCAUGACGUUCCUUAUUGGAAUUUCAACGUGGUUUCUUUCAAUUUGAUCAUUGCAAGUUUUAUAAAGAUGGGAGACAUUGACUUUGCCAAGAGGAUGUUCCGAAAGAUGCCCAAACGAGAUCUGGUGUCCUGGAACACAAUGAUAGGAGGUUUUGUUAGAAAUGCACGCUUUCAGGAGGCAUUUGGGUUUUUCAGAAAGAUGUUGAGUUCCAAUGUGGAGCCAGAUAAAUUUACAUUUUCAUCCAUUAUCACUGCAUGUGCUCGUGUUGGAGCUCUGGAUCUAGCUAAGUGGAUACAUGGUUUGUUAACUGAAAGAAGGGUCGAACUCAACUUUAUUUUGAGUUCUGCACUCAUACACAUGUACUCGAAAUGUGGAAAAAUUGGAACAGCAAAAGCGAUUUUUAGAAGCGUGAAACACGAUGACGUUUCUGUUUGGAAUUCCAUGAUUAAUGGGCUAGCAAUGCAUGGUCUUGCUAUGGACGCUGUCGCAACUUUCUCAGAGAUGGAAGCUGAUAAUAUUUUACCUGAUUCAGUUACUUUUGUUGGACUCUUAACUGCAUGUAGUCAUUGUGGCUUGACUCAACACGGGCGGGAGUAUUUUGAUCUAAUGAGUAGGAAAUAUCUGAUUAAGCCGCAACUUGAACAUUAUGGAUCAAUGGUCGAUCUCUUUGGUCGAGCUGGGCUCCUAGAAGAAGCUUAUGAAGUAAUCAAGGGGAUGCCAAUAGACCCUGAUGUUGUUAUAUGGAAAGCAUUUCUUAGCGCUUGUAGAACACAUAGAAAUCCUGAGUUGGGAGAAGUUGCACUUUCAAAAUUAUCACAUCUUGAUAGUGGAGAUUACGUCUUACUAUCUAACACUUAUUGCUCUGUAAGUAAAUGGGAUGCUGCUGCAAAAGUCAGGCAUAUGAUGAAAAAGAAGGGAGUUAAAAAGAGUAGGGGAAGGAGUUGGAUUGAAUUUGGUGGAGCUAUUCACCAAUUUAAAGCCGGAGACAGAUCACAUUCUGAAACGGAAUCAAUUUACAUGGUGCUUGAAGCAUUGAUGGGUCGUAUCAGAGAGGAAGGGUUUGUUUCUGUUACAGACUUGGUUUUAAUGGAUAUAUCUGAGGAGGAAAAGGAGGAAAAUCUGACUUAUCACAGUGAAAAGUUGGCAUUGGCCUAUGGCAUUCUAAAAUCAAGUCCUGGAUCUGAAAUCCAGGUUUCAAAGAAUCUGCGGACCUGUCUUGACUGUCACUCUUGGAUGAAAUUGGUUUCUAAAGUAUUGAAAAGGGUAAUCAUUGUGAGGGACCGAAUCCGCUUUCAUCGGUUUGAAGAUGGUCUGUGUUCUUGUGGAGAUUACUGGUAGCUUAUCAGGCUGGUAGCUGGUGAGCUUUUAGUAAGUUGUAAACUUCACUAAAUUGAUGUUAUGCAGGGGAGAUGGGAGGUUCCAGAGUUUUUCUGAUACUCAACAUUGAAAUAUCCGGAUUUGGCUUCUCCAAGCAACGUGCAAAAAGCGAGUAUGGUUUGUUGUUGGGUAAGUGGGGCUGCACCUGAGACAGCCUGACGAUAUUAAAAAGCACAUAUUGUUAAAAUCCAAAUUGUUUUAAGGUUUCUAUGAAGAACCAACAACUUAAUUGGCUCAAUUGUCAAAGAUAUUAGUUGAUUAUUAGAAGUCACCAGGUUUUAUGCUGCAACAGAUCAAGUGAGCACCAGAUUUUAUAACAAAUCAAGCCAAGAAUAUAUGCUUUUAUCGUCAAUAUUUUGUAAAUAGUUUCUUUUCCUAGAUUUGGAUAUAUACAUAUAAGCUGUUUUAUAGGCUAAAAUUCUGUAUUUUUCUGUAUGUUAGACUACCAAUCAGCUUGUAUGUUAACUAUAUAAUGAAAAUUUAACUCGAA